AUGCGGCACAGGAGCUCCGUCGCGGCGGUGGAGAGCGACCGCGGAGAGCUGCACCUCGUGCUGAGCCCGGCGAGGAGCGUCGAUACGCACGUGAUACGGGUGUGCAGCACGACGGGCGCCCUGGAGCACGGUCACGCGCCGGGUCUGGACGUCUUCCCCUCCCAGUCCGCGGCUGUCGCGCAUCUCAGGCGGAGGGGCGUGUGCAAGACGGUGACCGAGGGGUGCGCGCUGCUCGGCUGCGCGGCGUUCGGGGACUGCGCCCUCGCGCUCAUCGCGAAGAGGGUGCGCACGGCGGUGGUGCUGCCCAACGGCCACGAGGUGCUCACGGUCACCGAGGCGCAGUGGGUGCGAUGCGCGCUUCGCAACCCCGCGGCGGUGCUCACCCGCGAGGAGCGCGCCAACGUCCAGGCGCUCACCGACAUCCCGCUGGAGAACCUCUACUUCUACUGCGAGACCUUCGACGUCACCAGGUCGUUCGCCCACGCCACCGACGAGUCCAUCGCGUCUCCCGACGGCGAGUGGGUGUGGAACGAGUGGCUCGCGUCCCCCGUGCGCCGGCUCGGCAUCCCGGGCGCGUGCCCGGCGCUGCUUCAGGGAUUGGCCGAGAGCCGCGCGCUGACGGAUGCGCGGGGGGUGGAGUGGAGGCUCGCCGUGUUCGGCCGGCGCAGCCGCCUGCACCCGGGCACGCGGUACCUGGCGAGGGGGCUCAACGCCGCGGCGGCGCCGGGGAACGAGGUGGAGAUGGAGCAGCUGGUGUGGCGAAGGGGCGCGGGUGGAGCCGCGACGAAUGCGUCGACUGACCAAAAAGCUCCAUCCGAGAAUAACCACACGGAACCAAACGGGAGCGGGCGGAACUCCCCCGCGGGAAGCUCCGGGCGGACCUCUCCGGUGGUUACCGACAGAUCCGAGGCGUCGUCCCCGGGCGGGGGGACCGCGGGUGGUCCGGUGCGGUGGUCGUCUUACGUGUGGCGCCGGGGAUCCGUUCCCAUUCGCUGGGGCCAGGAGGUGAAGCAGGCCAUCGGCGAGGCUGACAUCUACAUCGCGUCGGAGAACCCGUACCAGGGCACGGGUCGGUAUUUCAGCAGGCUCGCGAGGCAGUACAGGCCGGGGGACGCCACGGACACGGAAGGGCUCCCAGUGACGUGCGUGAACCUGCUGAGGUGCGCGCCGGGUAAACCCGAGCUCUUACUCUCGGAGCAUUUUCACGAGGCUGUUCGCGGGGUUCGCAAACGUUCCGGUCUGUCCGCGAUUACCGUGCUCAACUUCGACUGGCACGCGAACAUCAAGUCCCUGGGCGAGGGCAAGACCGUGGAGGGCCUGUGGACCGCGCUCAGGUCGUACCUGGUGGACGCGGGAGUCUCGCACGGCGUCUGCGAAGCCGGAGCGGACCCGGGCUCGGGCUCGGGCUCGGGCUCGGGCUCGGGCUCGGGCUCGGGCUCGGGCUCGGGCUCGGGCUCGUCGGGGACGGACGCUUCCGCCGCUCGCCUCACGAAGAUGACGUUCAAGUGGCAGCGGGGCGUGCUUCGGUACAACUGCGCGGACUCGCUCGAUAGGACCAACCUGGCGAGCUACUUCGCCGCCGUGCAGGUUCUGGUCGAGCAGUGCGGGCUGCUGGGCCUGGAGGUGGUGUCGGAUGUUUCAAACGAUCCGGAUGGCGCCGGAGCUAACCCGGCGACUUCCGCGGUUGCAUCCGCGUCCGCCGCGACGUACGGGAGACGGGAGGCGUCGUCGGCGCCGACGCUGCCGCCCGGGUGGGAGAGCAGGCUCGAUCCCGUCACCGGGCGGACGUUCUACAUCGAUCACAACACCAAGACGACGUCGUGGACGCUGCCUCACGCGGCGCAACAGUCAGAGCCCGAGAUGCCAUCCGGCGCGUUGGACGACGCUCACGGCGGGCUGCGUAGGACCGCGUCCAUCGGCGGCGUGUCCAACGCGGGACCCGGGCCGUGGAGGCUCCUGGGGUCCGGGGUUGACGAGGUCCGAGGUAAGAUGUUGCCCGCCGCGCUUUCCGCGAUGUGCGAAAUUUUCCUCGUCAACGGUGACCUUCACGCGGCUGUGUACACCGCGUCCAGGGCGAUUCACACGCAGAUCUUUCACCUGCUCGACGGACGGAGCGUCAAGGCGGGCGGCAGCGGCGGGAGCAGCGCGUACCACGCCGCGGCGAGUCUGAGCAACAUGUCCAUCUCCGCGCAGCGAAGGUUUUUGAACAUGACGCAGGACGUGCACCGGCAACAGCAGUUUGAGAUGUUCCUCGGCGCUCACAGGGAGCGACACUUCCCCUCGUGCUCCAGGUACGGCGGCGGAGGACGCGGCGGCGGGAUCGUCGGAGGGGGGCUCGUCCGCUCCGACUCUGGCAACAACAUAGCCGCGACGCCGCCGAGUAAGUCGUCCUCUGAGCCUUCCUCGCCGGAUCCCGCAAACGGCGGACCCUCGACGGCUUUGACUGCGUCGUCGUCCAUCGUCGACAACGACGCGGCUGUGGCCGAGAGCACCGCGGUGCUCACGCGCCCGCCCGCCGCCGCCGUCCUCGUCGCGCCGCGGUCCAUGGGCGAACCGCUUUCGCCGCCUGAGGCUCUCCUGGCCGCGUGCACGGCGGGCGCGACCACGCCGCUGUGGGUGUGCCCGGCGGGUGAGCGCCGCGCGGCGAUGGCCGUCUGGCUCGGACGCCCCGGCGCGCCCGAGCAUUUACUCCUCACGUCCGCGCCGGGCGCGCCCGAGCACGCCGCUCCGAGGUUCGUGGACGUCCUCGGCGGUCCGUCGCUGGAUCGAUUGAGGCCGAUUUCGCUCAACCUCGCCGUGCCGAGGUCACCCCCGGGUACCCCCAUGCUAUUCCGCCUCGGGCUUCCGUCGUCGUCCGCGCGCGGCCGCGGCCGCGGGUGGAGCUUCGACGACUCCGUUCCGACGACGCAGCUCAUCGCGGAGAACGCCGCGAGGGACGUGGGAGGGGCGAUCGAGGCGAUGGAGCCCCCGCGUGGCGCGUGCCGGAUCAUCGCGGUGACGUUUCGAGCCUCCGACGACGGCGAUUUCGCCGAUAAGUUUUUGGUGUUGGGACACGUCGAGGUUCUCGGCGCGCCGACGGCGACGCCGGCGAUCGAACCCGUCGCGACAUACGCUGCUCCGGCGACGGAACGCGCCGGCGGCCCGCUCCGGUCGGUCUCGUCGUCCGCGGCGGCUCUCGCGUCGAACUUGUCGGGCAACAUGUCGAUGUCCGUCCCCGCGCUGCGUCGCCCGUCGAACGACGGCGGCGGCGACGACGUCGGAGGCGACGACGUCGGAGGCGAGACCACCGGCGGCGAGGGCGGUGGUGGAGGUGGCGUCGAUCCCCUCGGAGGUGUCGUCGAUCCCCUCGGAGGUGUCGUCGAUCCCCUCGGAGCCGCGAUGAACAUCCCCUCGGCGGCGGCUUCGACUCCCCCCGGGACGGGCGCGACUGAGAUCGAAUACGGGGACAGGGCGAUGGCCGCGAUGAACGCCGCGGAAAUCGGCGCUGGACGUCCUUCGCUGGAGUCGCUGUUGGAGCUCGAGAGGGACAGGCUCCGGCUGGGUCUCCCCGCCCGAAGCAGGGACGGCGUCCUCGCCGCGAGGGGUUUGUCACCGCGAGACUUUGAUCCCCUCCCGGCGCUCCUUCGCCGCGACGUCGACGCGCACAGACGCGCGCUCGCGGAUGAACGCGCCGCCGCCGCGGAACGCGCCGCGCAGACGCCCUCCCGCCUGUCUAGCAUCGCGUCGAUGUCCCCGUGGGAGCAGCUCAUGGGGACGGGCGUCUCCGUCGUGCGCACCGCGGCUGGGGUGGUGUACCCCGGCGCGGCGGCGUCGUCGGGGCGGGACACUCCGACGCGGGAGCAGCAGUCCGGCGUCGCGCGGGAUCAGGACGGGUCGUCGUCGCGGGCGUCGGAGCCGACGGACGCGGCGUCGCUCGCCACGCCCGCACGCGAGGCGGCCAGACCGGCGGCGCUUCUCGAGGCGCUCCGCCGGGAGCGCGAGGAUUCGCUCCUCGCGGAGAUUGAGGCCCUGGCGUCGGCGACGCACGCGGGUAGGCUCCGCGACGCCGGUGCCGAAGGGGGUGCCGAAGGAGGUGCCAAAGCGAUGGACGCCGCGCCGGAUUCGCCCGCGAUGCCGCUCAGGGCGCUCCUCCCCGACGGAUCCGUCGACGCCAAUCCGAUUCGCCGAGCCGACGACGUCGCCGUCAGCUGCGCCACCGGCACCCUGGGCAUCGUGACGACCUCAUCGACGACGCGAGGGCGCGAGGAGGAGACGUCGACGACGUUCGUGCUGCGAACGCGCGCGGCUGUCGUCGGGGCGGUGCUACGCGCGGGCGCCGACGGCGUCGCGGCCGCCACGCUGACCCUCUCGACUGGCGACGACGUUCCCGCCGUUUCAUCCGCCGACGCGACCGUUUCAUCCGUUACGACGUGGACGCUGGGCGCGCCGCGAGUCGGAAUCGGCGAGUCGCCGCGAUCGAACGACGACGACGGCGGCGACGACGACGACGACGACGCGAGCGACGCACCGACGGCGACGCAAAGACGCGCGCUUCGAGGCGGCGAGGUUUUCGCCGUUGUCCUCGCCGAGCCGACCCCGCCCUGUCGGGUGGUUCGACUGACGGCGCGAAACGUCUCGAGCGGCGACGGCGCGAGGGGUUCCGACGCCGGCGACAUACCGCUCGACCUCGCGUCCGCGCGUUUCGUCGUUCGUCCGACGUUCCCGGCGAACACGCCGUCGCUCGUCGGGUCCCCGGACGACGAGGGUUUGUCGGAUCCGGCUAUGGUUUCCUCGGCCGCCGCCGCGGACUUCGCCGAUCCUACGCGGGACGCCGUGGCGAGGCUCUCCAGCCGACCCGAGGUUGCGCGCGCGCUGGAGAACUCCGCGCCCAACCACGGGAUCCGCUCCAGGUCCCCCGUCGCGUUCGAGGAGGCGCAUUCGAACGGAUCGGUGCUGCACGUGGGUUUUCCACCCGCGAGUAAAACAGUGAGCGGGUUUCGAGUCUUUCCGCCGGAUCCGCAGCCCCGCGCUCAGCCGUGGGUGAUCAGGGUCUACGCCCUCGCCGAGGAAGAGCAGCAGCAGCAGCAGCAGCAGCAGCAGCAGCGUCACGGCGUUUCCCUGGGCGGCGAUCCUCUGGGAUCGUCGCUGGGUUCGUCGCUGAUGGGUGGCCCCAUGUCGUUUGAGCCUCCUCUGCUGCCCGAGGAGACGCUGACGCACUUGGGCGACUUUGCGGUUCCGACGGUUCGUAACCGCACGCCGCUCUGCUUCGACCUCGGGGAGGAGGUGGACGCGCGCCUGCUGAUCUUCGAGUCCGUGGCGGGCGAAGGGCGGGACACCGGGUGGGCGGCGCCGCCGCCGUCGCUGAGCGGGAGGGUGCAGUGCUAUCGCCUUCAGUGA
Messenger RNA from Micromonas commoda, 5376 nucleotides. RefSeq lists its product with no specific name. The transcript has 2 exons. Bases 1 to 5376 code for a protein of 1791 amino acids. Lineage: Eukaryota; Viridiplantae; Chlorophyta; Mamiellophyceae; Mamiellales; Mamiellaceae. The record is from RefSeq and is a predicted model, not a curated record. Gene Ontology annotation, molecular function: phosphatase activity; protein binding.